AUGGCUAUAGAUUUAGACUCCCAAUCUUAUUCCGACUAUUGCAAUCCAGAAAAUGAAAUUUCAAAGGUCUUAUUAAUCGGUGCAGGAGGUGUUGGUGCUGUUGUUGCUUAUUCGUUAGACUACAAUCAGAAAUGCAGUGUAUCACUUGUUGUGAGAAGAGAUUAUCCUGUGGUUAGCAAAGAGGGUUAUCAAUUUGAUUCAAUUGAUUAUGGGAAGAUUUCAAAUUGGAAACCUAGAGAUGGGUCUAUUUUUGCUAAUAUAUCGGAUGCAAUUAAAGAUAAACCAUAUGAUUACAUUUUAAUUUCAACUAAAAACUUGCCAGAUAUAACCAAGUUUGAAAAUAUUAUCGAACCUUUAGUGAUUGAAAAAAAAACCACGAUAAUUUUGUUUCAAAAUGGGUUUGGUAAUGAAGUUCCAUUUUUUGAAAAGUACCCAAAUAAUAUUAUUUUAAGUGGCGUCACAUUGAUUGGUUCUCAUAACGAUAAUGGGAAAAUCCAUCAAAUUCAAAAGGAUAGAACAUAUGUGAGUUAUUUUAAUAACAAACACAUUUCUACAAAGAUUCAAGAAAAGAAAACUUUGGAUUUCAUCUCAAUCUAUCAAAAUUCUACCAAUCAAAUUAUCUAUCAGCCAGAUGCUCAAUAUCAUAGAUAUAGAAAAUUGGUGUACAAUGCCACUUUAAACACUACGUGUGCUAUCACUGGUGUUGAUGUUGGAAGAAUUGAUGCAUUUGGUGGAUUGCAAACCAUAAUUGUACCUGCAAUGAAAGAGAUUAUUUCAAUCGCAAAGGCUGACGGUGUAAAUUUACCUGACGAAAUUAUAACCGAUUUGAUUCAUUCAGAUGAUGGUGAUUAUUUUGAACCUUCGAUGUUGAUUGAUGUUAAAAAGGGAAAUCCAAUGGAAUUGGAAGUUAUUCUUGGAAAUGUGCUAAAAAAGGCUAAGCUUUUCAAUAUUGAUUGUCCCAAAUUAUCAAUGCUUUAUAGUUUAUUGUCAAUUAUUCAAUUUAGAUUAAAAGAGAAGAAAGGUUUAAUUCCAGCAUUGCCAAAAGAUAGACCAAUCAAUCCAGAUACAGUUUAUCAUUUAUAA
This is a messenger RNA of Ascoidea rubescens DSM 1968, 1083 nucleotides long. Its product is annotated as ketopantoate reductase family protein. Gene Ontology annotation, cellular component: cytoplasm. The coding region runs from base 1 to 1083 and encodes 360 amino acids. Gene Ontology annotation, molecular function: 2-dehydropantoate 2-reductase activity. Lineage: Eukaryota; Fungi; Ascomycota; Saccharomycetes; Ascoideales; Ascoideaceae. Gene Ontology annotation, biological process: pantothenate biosynthetic process. The record is from RefSeq and is a predicted model, not a curated record. The transcript has a single exon.